Messenger RNA from Phyllopteryx taeniolatus (common seadragon), 1528 nucleotides. Its product is annotated as aldo-keto reductase family 1 member D1-like. The record is from RefSeq and is a predicted model, not a curated record. Gene Ontology annotation, biological process: bile acid biosynthetic process. Gene Ontology annotation, molecular function: aldose reductase (NADPH) activity; Delta4-3-oxosteroid 5beta-reductase activity. Gene Ontology annotation, cellular component: cytosol. The transcript is spliced from 9 exons. The coding region runs from base 152 to 1132 and encodes 326 amino acids. Lineage: Eukaryota; Metazoa; Chordata; Actinopteri; Syngnathiformes; Syngnathidae.
UUUGUACCUGGGUGGAGUUUUAGUGUGGCCAAAGGGCACGCACCACGGGGUUCUUACGAUAAUUAACACAUUUCAGUGUGGGAGAGCUGGGAAAUUGUAAUAGCCAUCCAUCCAUCCAUCCGUGCAUUUUCUAAUUCACAAUUUGGUAAAUAUGAAUUGGACACCUGGGAGUCACGCUGUUCCUCUUUGCGACGGGAUGAGCAUGCCUGUAAUAGGACUGGGUACUUACGCAGAUCCCCGCACGACGCCUGAAGGCACUGCAUAUCAUGCUGUAAAAGUGGCAAUUGAGACAGGAUACAGACAUAUUGAUGGAGCGUUGGUUUAUGUCAACGAACAUGAGGUGGGACAAGCCAUUCGGGACAAAAUAGCAGAUGGAACUGUAAAAAGAGAAGACAUCUUCUACUGUGGAAAGCUCUGGAACACAUUCCAUCCACCAGAACUGGUCCGACCUGCUCUCGAGAGAACUUUGAAGACAUUACAGCUGGAAUAUGUCGAUCUAUACAUCGUCGAGAUGCCCACAGCGUUCAGGCCAGGAGAGACCUUCUACCCGAGGGACGAGGAAGGGAAGUACAUUUAUCAUGACACAGACCUCUGUGCGACUUGGGAGGCUUUGGAAGCUUGCAAAGACGCCGGGCUGGCGAAAUCUCUCGGGGUAUCCAACUUCAACAAGCGCCAGCUGGAGUUGAUCCUCAACAAACCGGGACUGAAACACAAACCGGUUUCAAAUCAGGUUGAAUGCCACCCCUAUUACACUCAGCCAAAGUUGUUGGAGUAUUGCAGGCAGAAAGACAUUGUCAUUGUGGGAUACAGCCCAUUGGGGACAUCCAGAGAUCCAUCCUGGGUCAACUUAGCCUGCCCGCCACUGUUGGAGGAUGAAGUUCUCGUGUCGCUGGCUAAUAAGUACAAGAAGACUACAGCUCAGGUCGCCCUCAGAUUUAAUGUGCAGAAGGGAGUUGUGGUCAUUCCAAAGAGCUUCAGCCCGCUUCGUAUCAGGGAGAACUUCCAGAUCUUUGACUUCUGCCUUUCCGAAGAGGACAUGAAGACCAUUGAGGGUCUGAACAAGAAUAUUCGCUUUGUGGAGCUCCUCAUGUGGGCCGACCAUCCCGAGUAUCCGUUUCAUGAUGACUACUAAAUACCAAUUUGAAGAAAUGCAAUUCAGCUCCUUCACAAGUUUAAUGCAUUUAAUUUGUAGUACUAUAUAAGUCAGAUUUCAAAUCAUAUACAAUCACCUGUUACAUUUUAAAAGCAUUUUUAUUGCAUCUAUUUUUUUCUUGUGUAUUUUGGGUGUUAAGUGUUGGUGUUAUGUGAUGUUAUGAAGACCAAGCAUGAAAUAUCAAUCUUUAAGGUCAUUUUUACCAUUGAUGCUCUUUUUUCUAUGUUAACUAUCUAUCCAAAGAUGUAGCAUUACAGUUAUUAUUAGAUAUAUAUAUUAUACAUGUAGUUAUUGAAGUUGUACCAUUAAUCUGGUUGUCAAACUGUACCUUGUUUGACAUUUUAAGUAUAUUUAAUAAAAUCAUUAUAAAAAUAA